Messenger RNA from Ascoidea rubescens DSM 1968, 324 nucleotides. RefSeq lists its product as uncharacterized. Lineage: Eukaryota; Fungi; Ascomycota; Saccharomycetes; Ascoideales; Ascoideaceae. The transcript has 3 exons. The record is from RefSeq and is a predicted model, not a curated record. Bases 1 to 324 code for a protein of 107 amino acids.
AUGAUAGGAGUAGAAGUAAAAUUAGGCGAUAUUAGUGUUGUUAGUGCUAUUAGUGAUGAUAGCAGCUAUGAUAAUGCAGAUAUACAUAACAAUGUUCAAUUUGCUACAAACGUCGAAUCAUCAACGCUAGCCUCAGCUGCUGACUUGCUUAAAAGCUCUGAAAUUUGCGAAGUUUCUGAAGUUUGUGAAGUUUGUGAAGUUUUUGAAGUUUUUGAAAUUUGUGAAAUUAGCAAGCUACCAGCAGACAAAUCUUUCUCAAAUCUCCAUGUUAGUGAAUUAAUGGCCAGAGUAACUACCAACGACUGGUCAGUUUACUGCUUUUAA